AUGUUGUUACAGAGGCGUGUGUGCGUACCAUCCCGCCCGUCUGCUCGUCGCCAGUGGUGUGGACGGCAGGGCUCGGGAUCGGUACGGGUCGGCUGCGACUGCUGCACGGUGCAGGCGUCCAAAAGGAACUUUGGAAUUGUAGUAGUCGAUGUUCUCGCUUUCGAGGCUGUCAGCCCCGAGUCGCAGACAACAUUCUCGAAAACAUCUGCCGUUUAUGUUGUCUCAGCCCUACAAAGUUUGAAGCUGAGGCGGCUGCUCACGGCAAUCAUUCCCCGUUAUCGGACUACCGGAAGAAGCCUCACUCCAUCCCUGGAUGAUAUCAUCGCCAUAUCAGCCCCCAAACACGCUGCAAGAGCCUUGAUGAUGUCUGGGUCGAUCGGCGUCGUCAGUCACGGCACGCACGUGUUGCAGGUCACGCAAUAUCACCAAUCGUCGGUCAGGCACACCACGUUAUCGCUGAUCGGCAAGCCGAUCAGAAUCAAAAGCUGGAGUCGGGAGCCAGGACAGAUGACUGACAUCAUGAUGGGACGAAUGCGACCGGAGCCGCCAAGCCCGCGCGAAGAGACAAGAACGAAGGAACCAGGGAGCCAGGCUGCCAGGGUAACACGAAGGACCGAGUUGACAGCCAGGCUAACGUUAAACCUCAAGAUGCAGGAUCUUGGGAGGCGUCCACUUGGACAGGGCUCGGACCACAGCGCAGCAGUGGGUGGUGCGAUCGAUUCCGGUACCGAACUGGGGGUUGAUCAGAACCUGGAAAGGUGCAGCAGCCGGACGUUACAACGGUUUUGAGAGCCAACCCUUGCUCCUGAUGCGUUGUCCAAGAUCCGUGCUGGUAUUCGUACCCGUGACGAGGGAGCAGCGCCCGUUUGCAGGGAACCAAGAUGCUGCCAUGUUGAGAGCCCGCAAUCUGAUCAAUUCAACCCAAGAUUCAUUGGAAGAUAUGCGGGCUUGCUGCUCGCACAUGCAUCCUCAUCACGCGGUGAGCUCUCCCCGGCCUCGUCGGUCCUGCAACACAACGGGUCAGAUGGGACUCGGUGGACUGAUGAGACUG
Molecule: messenger RNA, 1051 nt
Organism: Chaetomium fimeti
Lineage: Eukaryota; Fungi; Ascomycota; Sordariomycetes; Sordariales; Chaetomiaceae
Exons: 6
Coding region: 1-789 (262 amino acids)
Source: RefSeq, a predicted model, not a curated record